This is a messenger RNA of Caenorhabditis bovis, 951 nucleotides long. Lineage: Eukaryota; Metazoa; Nematoda; Chromadorea; Rhabditida; Rhabditidae. The record is from the annotation of a GenBank genome assembly.
AUGACUUCAUGUAAAACCCCGGACGAGAAUCAAUCCGCAAGACUCGAUAUUGAAGAGCUUAUUGUCAAAGUGUUAUCGGUUGGACAUCCAGCAAAAAGCUUGACGAAAACUGUCAAAGAGCAAGAAUUAAUAUCAUUGUGCUCAAUUGCAAGAGGUGUAUUUUUGCAGCAGCCUGCUCUUCUGGAACUUCGCGCUCCUAUCAAAAUUUGUGGCGACGUUCACGGCCAGUAUUCAGAUGUGCUUCGUUUAUUUAGCAUCAGUGGGUUUCCACCAAAAUCGAAUUAUCUAUUUUUGGGCGAUUAUGUUGACCGAGGCCAUCAGAAUUUGGAGCUCAUCACGCUAUUCUUUUGUUAUAAGAUAAAAUUCGCCGAGCAAUUCUUUCUACUUCGUGGGAAUCAUGAGUGUCCGGCAAUCAAUCGAGUCUAUGGAUUUUUCGAGGAAUGCAAUCGUAGAUAUUCAAGUACGCGUCUUUGGCUCGCAUUUCAGGAAACAUUCGCUGCGAUGCCAUUCACUGGCCUAGUUGCCGAGAGAAUUUUGUGCAUGCAUGGCGGUCUGUCGCCGAAACUCACAAGCAUUGAUGCUCUACGCGAUCUUAGUCGUCCAAUGGAUCCUCCGAGCCCGUCACUUCACAUUGAUCUUCUUUGGAGUGAUCCAGAUAAUAAUGUGAAAGGUUGGGCGCCGAACCAACGCGGCGUCUCCUACGUGUUUGGUCCCGGCGUUGUGCAAUCGACCAUCGAAAAGCUGGAUAUUGAUCUGAUCGCCAGAGCGCACCAAGUCGUUCAAGAUGGUUAUGAGUUUUUCGCGCAGAAGCGUCUUGUCACUAUUUUCUCGGCGCCGCAUUAUUGUGGGCAAUUUGACAACUCUGCGGCAAUCAUGUCGGUCGACGAAAACACUGUUUGCUCGUUUCAAAUCCUGAAGCCAGUAAUUCGAAAGAGUAAAACUAAUGCCUGA